AUGGAAGCGGGGCAGCAAUAUGCGCGUCAGCCGCUGAGCGCAGGGCGAGACAUGGAAGAGGAGAUGCAGCGCGUGCUGCAAUUCCUGGAUACGUCAAUGAUCACGCCGCCGUCCGGCGGCGACCUCGUGACGCAGCAGACGUCAUCUCAGCGAUCAGAGCAGCCUACGCCAGAGCAUUUGCGAGAACUGGCGGAAUUGAACGAGAACGAAGGAACGGCAGCGUACAGUACGCUUGGUGAAGUGAUAGAUCUGUUGGGCUCACUAGACGCUAAUGACACGGACCCGAGUCUGCUACAGCAGCGACAACAGCAGCAACAGGACCCCUCGCUCUAUAACGGCAAUGCCGGCACUGGAAUGCCACGAUCGACACCACCUAGCGAUAAUAUUGCCGCCCAAACAGUGCAAUUGCCUCGCUCGACCUCUGUGAGUAGCAGUCACAGCGGCGUGGACAGUAUCUCACCUGUCGGUCUGCUCAGUGGUCCGUCCAUGUCGCCCGCCACGAUCAACUGGUUGCAGACACUCGUGCCGUCGACAAGUACCGAGAGCCUAACAGGCCUCAUCUCGCCUGCUACGCUUUACGGUGCCGGUGCAGAAGGAGCAAACCCCACGAAAAGCGACGAACUCCCACGGACGCCGUCAUGCGAGAUCAUCGACUGGAAGGCUUACAAUGAGUCAACGGAUAAAACCCAGAAAGGACCGUCCAAGUGGCGUGUUAUCCCUCAGCACGGACCGCAUGCCGACCCAGCACCAUCGUCCAGCUCUAGUAACGGCGUAAAUUCUAGACUCCCGCCUGGAGGUGCCGGUGCAGUGACUACUGGCACAGAGCUGAGCGCACAACAGCAAAUGUACCUAGCUGCUCGGAAGAUGACGGAGGAGAAGAACAAGCGGAAGGCACUCGUGUCACCCGAAUAUGUCCAGUACGCCAACCCCGUCUCAGCGGGCGUUCCAGCAGUCCCACGAGAUCCCUCAACUAGCAUUAAGACGGAGCGUGGGUCGGUCCAAUACGCGACAAAAGUCCCGGAACCAACUGGACGUCGCCCAUUUAAAAAGUCGCUGCACCACACAACAGCUCCUGGUGUCCAAGCAAACCAGCAGCAACAUAGUGACUCUACAUCUUCCUCAUCGUCUAAAUUAAACGGAAAAGACGAGGAUGUACGCUGCAAAUGCACGGGAAAAUGCCGGAAUGCUCGCUGUGCGUGUGUGAAGGCUGGACUGGUGUGUGGUGCUCAAUGCAAGUGCGUGAGCUGUGCAAACCCAUUCGUACCGAUGGCCCGCGAAGGUAUCGACAUCCAGCUGAUGGUGCGUGACGUCUGCUUGAUGCAAUAUCUGUCCAAGAUCAAGGACAUGCAAGAGCUGCUGGACUCGACGGUAAGCUACGAGUGCUGCGAAGGAGGCGGCGGCGUUGUGCAAGUUAAACACACAGUGGAGAACGGCUUCGCCUGUCCUCAUUGCCACGCGCACUUUACGUAUUCGUGGUGCAACAACCGACUGUGCCCCGACGCCAAGAAGCCGCGUCGUCAUUGCGCUAAGUGCCGUCGAUGUGGUGACCAUCGUAACCAGCACUGCGACUUGUGCAACCAUUGCUACUUUGCCGGCGUGGCCAACAGCUUCCGCUGCAGUUGCCAGUCUGGUGGUAGUGGCGGUGGUGCCAAGACAAGAACGGUAGUGCCCAAUCCAGUACGCCGAGAUCCCGAUCCUUCCAAGAAUGAAGACAUGGAUACACCGAACGGCCAACCACGCUUCGGAGCUAUUAACCCAGCAGUUGAGGGCUCUACACGCGACGAAAACGCUGAUGCCAACAGCAGUGCAAAGACAGAUGAAGAGGCCGACGACUCAUGCAAAAUGCAGUAA
Molecule: messenger RNA, 1851 nt
Organism: Phytophthora infestans T30-4
Lineage: Eukaryota; Oomycota; Peronosporomycetes; Peronosporales; Peronosporaceae
Exons: 3
Coding region: 1-1851 (616 amino acids)
Source: RefSeq, a predicted model, not a curated record